Galendromus occidentalis (western predatory mite) is the source of this 1295-nucleotide messenger RNA. RefSeq names its product alpha-ketoglutarate-dependent dioxygenase alkB homolog 4. NCBI's taxonomy places the organism in Eukaryota, Metazoa, Arthropoda, Arachnida, Mesostigmata, Phytoseiidae. The transcript is spliced from 2 exons. Gene Ontology annotation, biological process: demethylation. Bases 159 to 1046 code for a protein of 295 amino acids. The record is from RefSeq and is a predicted model, not a curated record. Gene Ontology annotation, molecular function: oxidoreductase activity; demethylase activity.
AACUGACAGCUUCGACGAGCAAGCUGGGAAACAGCUCAUCAGCCCACCUAUACAUUCAUCCAUCCAUCUUUAACCCAAACUUUAAUAUCCUCGCUCCUCUUUACCGGAGCAUUGGUCAGAAUACCGCAUCGAAAAUAUCGCUCGCUGACACCAUUAUCAUGGGAGCUUCCUGCCAAUGUAAAGGCGUCCGGGCCUGCGCUCUUUGUGAGCAUGACCGAGUGGCAAGCCAUCGCCUCAACGUUUCGCGCAUCGGGAGAGCAUUCGUAUUUUGCCCGAAAUGUAAGCUCUGUAUCGAACUGGAUCCCCAAAACGGCGAGCUCGGAGCGUCAUCAUUCAGACUUGAGGGAAUCGAAGUCGCCGAAAACGCCAUCACCGAAGAUCAUGAGAAGUUCCUAGUCGACGCAAUCGAAUCGGCACCCUGGAAGGAUUCGCAGUCCGGACGUUUGAAACAAGACUUUGGCCCCAAGGUGAACUUCAAGAAGAGGAAAGUUAAAUGUGAUUCGUUCCUGGGCUUCCCUGCGUAUAUGGACGUCGUCCAGAUGAGUUUCUCCAGGAUCCCCGGUCUGAACGACUUUGUCCCGGUGGAACUUUGCAACCUGAAGUAUAGCCCUGAGCGAGGUUCCUGCAUCGAUCCACAUUUCGACGACUCGUGGCUUUGGGGUGAACGCUUGGUCACACUGAAUCUUCUUGGACAAACCGUGCUCACGUUCUCGCAAGCUCAAGAUUUCGAUGAUCUCACUCAGAAACAAACUCAUUAUGAUGCCCACGGCUGCGGCUCGGAACAGGGGUCUGAAGCCCUCGGAACGCGCAACAAAUGUCAACCUAUGGAUGUUGUUCACGUGCUGCUGCCUCGGCGCAGUUUAGUGACGGUGGCGAGAGCAGCCCGCUCCGAGUGGCAUCAUUCGAUACUGCGAGAACACGUUACCGAAACUAGAUUAGCCAUGACUUGUCGGGAGCUCAGCGAGACCUUCCUGGAUGUGAACAACGCCGAAUCCGAACAGGGAAAAAUCCUCCUCGAGAAAGCUCGAGUCAACCCGGAGUUAUGAUGGCUCGACCUACGCGCGAAUUAGAAUGGAUAAAGAGACGCUCUCGCGGUCUUCGAGCGAUGUCCGAGGCGGCCGGGACUGAAAUCAGGACGAACUCAUCCUGAAGGUGUUAGAGAGGCUGUUGUCUUCGUUGAAGCAGGGACGAGGCGUUUCACGAUGUUGUUUUUUGAAGCCGAGCUGUCUUUUUAGGGUUGAGUUAAACCUAAUUGCAAAGUGUACAUUGAAUGAAUAAAUAAACGAUAAAGGUUG